AUGGCCGGCGCUCGGGCGCUCGUAGCCGCCUGCUGCUGCUGGUGGUGGCUGGCGAAAGCCGCCGCCACCGAGCUAGAUCUGCUGGGCGCGCUGUCGCUCCACAACACGUCGCACGCCGGCGUGAGCGUCGCGCCGGGCAUGCAGCCGCAGCGCACCGCCUACACCCUGGAAGGUGAUACGCGGUCGCUGCAGGUGGAAGGCACGGCGUUCGAGCGCGCCGCUGAACUUUUGCGACGCUCACCGGAGUUCACUAUUCUCGCCGCACUGCGUCAGGAGCCAGCCAACUCUGGAACGAUACUAUCCUUCUCUCAUGGGUACAACAGGUACUUGGAGGUGCAGUCGAGCGGUCGACGGGACGAGGUGCGUUUGCACUACGUGGCGGCAGGGGCAUCGGUGCCGCGCGUCGAGACCUUCCCAUUCCGGCUGGCGGAUGGGGCGUGGCACAGGCUAGCGCUGGCCGUAUCCGGUGCGCAGGCGACACUGCUGGUCGACUGCCACCCGCUCUACCGCCGCCUCAUACCACCGCCCGACCGCAACUUCACCCAACCGCAACUUGCCCUAUGGGUCGGGCAGAGGAAUAGCAAACAUUCCCUUUUUAAGGGCACCCUCCAAGAUGUAAGAUUAGUGAGCGGGCCUCACGGUUAUUUGGUGCAAUGUCCCGGACUAGAUUCGGAGUGUCCUACGUGUGGACAGUUUGCAUUACUGCAGGCGACUGUACAAGAACUGACGUCGCAUAUCCAUGACCUAUCGCUUAAGUUGGUGGGUGCCGAAGCGAGACUAGCUCGGUUAGAACAAUGCGACUGUCAAAAGUCGUGUUACUCGAAUGGGACGGUACAUGCGGACGGUGCUACGUGGCAGAGAGACUGUAACCGCUGCUCCUGCGUGCACGGAGAAAUAACGUGCAGGCCAGUAGAGUGUGAUAGAGUAGAAUGUAAGAAUCCUGUCUUACAUCCAGGAGAAUGUUGCCCUACGUGUUUGAGACGGUGCCUUCUGCAAGGCGAGCUGUACGAGCAUGGGGAUCGGUACACGCCUAAAGAGUGCGCGGAGUGCGUGUGCCACGAUGGCAACAUGCAGUGCACGCGAACCGACCCCGAAACCGCGUGCCCACCCCUACCCUGCGACCCAGCAGACCAGUUCACCGUUCCCGGCGAGUGUUGCAAGUUCUGCCCAGGUGUGGAUUAUUGCAGUAUGGGACACUCGUGUGACGAGAAUGCGACGUGUAUGAAUCUCAAUACAAAAUACACAUGCAAAUGUAACCAGGGAUUUCGUGGCGAUGGAAUAACCUGCGAAGAUGUCGACGAGUGUCAAGAGGCGGGCGGUCGUUUCGGCCACCACUGCCACUCCUUUACGCGUUGCGUCAACGUGGUCGGAAGCUACGUGUGCCAGUGCUUGCCGGGCUACACGAGAAGGGACAAAUUCAAUUGCGUCGAGGUGGACGAGUGUGUGGGCGAAGCGCACGGCUGCCACACGGAAGCUGUGUGUACUAACACACCUGGUUCCUACACAUGUCAGUGCAGAGACGGUUACACUGGUGACGGCUAUACUUGCACGCCGAUCUGCACGGGGGGCUGCCUGAACGGGGGCACGUGCUCGGCGCCCGAGCGGUGCUCGUGCCCCCGCGGCUUCGGGGGCGCGCGCUGCGAGCGCGACGCGGACGAGUGCGCUGCCGCCGGCGCGUGCGUGCCCCGUGCCCUUUGCGUCAACACGCCCGGCUCCUACUACUGUGUGUGCCGCGACGGGUACCGGCGCGACCCGCAGCGCGACCACUGCCAAGGUUUAAUUCGUUUUAUUAUCGUUUCAGAUGUAGACGAAUGCACAGAAGGAUUUCACACUUGCCAUUCGAGUGCACGCUGCGUCAAUACAGAUGGUAGUUUCAAAUGUGAAUGUGACACCCAGCCUUGUGAAUUAAGCUGUUCGUGGCAGGGCCGCGUGGUGGCCGACGGCGCGCGUUGGGCGGAGGGUAGUGGCUGCCACGCCUGCUCGUGCAAUGCGGGCGUCGCAUCCUGCGUGCGCGCACCCUGCGCUUGCGACCUGCAUGGCAAUACCUCACUGACAAUACAAAGUGCGGAGGCGUCGCUGCCCGUGGCGCCGGCGGCCUGCUGCCCUCAUUGCGAGCCGCGGUACCGCUGUCGUCACCAAGAGAUGCACCACGUCACCUUCCGGAGCGGGGAGCGCUGGCUGUACCAGUGCCAGAUCUGCGAGUGCCUUUUGGGCGAGGUAGACUGUUGGGAGCCCGAAUGCGACGAAGCGGGCGGCGGCUGCUGCACCGACGCGGGCGGCACGUGGCGCGCCCCCCACCGCCUCGAGCUGGCGGGAUGCGCGCCGCACUGCCCCGCGUGCCAGGUACCGACGCGCACAACGUGCGGCCGCGCGAAACUUGAACGCGCCCGCCAUAACUCGCCACGUACCGGCGAGUUAUGGCUAGAUAUC
This is a messenger RNA of Iphiclides podalirius (scarce swallowtail), 2430 nucleotides long. Lineage: Eukaryota; Metazoa; Arthropoda; Insecta; Lepidoptera; Papilionidae. The record is from the annotation of a GenBank genome assembly.